GUGUAAGAGAGAGAGAGAGAAGAGAGGGACUGCGCUUAGAGCUGGAGUGCGCGCGGGAUAGCACACCGGCUGGAUCGGGGAGUCGCGAGGAUGGAGAUCCGACCAGACAGGUUUAAGGCGGUUGCAGCCAAGAAUCUGGGAAAGAUACACAGAAUCCUAGAAAAGCGUCAGCCCAAUGGGGAGACCAUCGAGCUUUCGGCCGAGGGCCGCCCAGAGCUUGUGGAGGAGAAGGAGAUGCCCGUGGUGGACUGCACCUGCUUCGGCCUUCCCCGUCGCUACAUCAUCGCCAUCCUCUCAGGCCUGGGCUUCUGCAUCUCCUUCGGCAUCCGCUGCAACCUGGGCGUGGCCAUCGUCAGCAUGGUCAACGACCACACCGUCUGGAAGGGUAACAAGGAGGUCCUGGUGGCAGCACAGUUCAGCUGGGAUCCAGAGACCGUGGGGAUGAUCCACGGGUCCUUCUUCUGGGGAUACAUCGUCACACAGAUUCCCGGAGGUUUUAUAUGUCAAAAAUAUAAAGCUAACAAUGUGUUUGGCUUCGCCAUAGUGGCCACAUCCACUCUCAACAUGCUGAUUCCAUCUGCUGCUCGUACACACUACAGCUGUGUCAUACUAGUCAGGAUAUGCCAAGGCCUCGUCGAGGGCGUAUCUUACCCAGCAUGCCAUGGGAUCUGGGCCAAAUGGGCCCCGCCUCUAGAGAGAAGUCGACUGGCCACAACAGCAUUCUGUGGUUCCUAUGCGGGAGCUGUGGUGGCCAUGCCUCUUGCUGGGGUGUUGGUUCAGUAUGUAGGGUGGCCUUCAGUCUUCUACGUCUAUGGCAGUUUUGGGAUAGCAUGGUAUCUCUUCUGGAUCCUGGUGUCGUAUGAAAGCCCGGCAGCCCACCCCACUAUCACCCCUGAAGGGAGGAAGUACAUUGAGGAAGCCAUCGGAGAGUCAGCAGGUUUUGCCAAUCCUCUACAGAAAUUCAAAACCCCGUGGAGAGCAUUCUUCACGUCCAUGCCGGUGUACGCCAUUAUCGUAGCCAACUUCUGCAGGAGCUGGACUUUCUACCUGCUUCUCAUCAGCCAGCCGGCCUACUUCGAGGAAGUGUUUGGCUUUGAGAUCAGCAAGGUGGGGAUGGUGUCGGCCUUGCCACAUCUGGUGAUGACCAUCAUUGUGCCCAUCGGGGGACAGCUGGCCGACUACCUUCGAACACACAACAUCAUGACCACCACCAACGUCAGGAAGCUCAUGAACUGUGGAGGGUUUGGAAUGGAGGCCACAUUCUUGCUGGUGGUGGGAUACUCUCACACCAAGGUCAUGGCCAUCUCCUUUUUAGUCAUCGCUGUGGGCUUCAGCGGAUUUGCCAUCUCAGGUAAGGACGUGAAAGAUUUUCUCUCCCACAAACAAACAGACUUUUAGGACCGUCACUACAUC
Messenger RNA from Oncorhynchus tshawytscha (Chinook salmon), 1413 nucleotides. RefSeq names its product vesicular glutamate transporter 1-like. Gene Ontology annotation, biological process: regulation of synapse structure or activity; synaptic transmission, glutamatergic; transmembrane transport. Gene Ontology annotation, cellular component: synaptic vesicle membrane; excitatory synapse. The transcript has 10 exons. NCBI's taxonomy places the organism in Eukaryota, Metazoa, Chordata, Actinopteri, Salmoniformes, Salmonidae. Gene Ontology annotation, molecular function: neurotransmitter transmembrane transporter activity; L-glutamate transmembrane transporter activity. The record is from RefSeq and is a predicted model, not a curated record. Bases 91 to 1398 code for a protein of 435 amino acids.